CCUGCCAUUAGUAAUUACUACUCAACGACUUUAAAAAAGGCUUCCGAUACUUAACUCUUCUCCUCGGAAUUCUUUUCCAAGCUUUUUAUUUUUAUUUUUGUCAAACCCCAUUUUUGGAUCACUUUCCAAACAUCGAAUCUCCAGAUUUUAUACCUCAAAAUUGUAGUAUGAGAAGCAAAGGAUACAGCCAUAACAAGUUCGUGCGGUUCAUUACAGUUCCCUUUAGAGCGUUAGGAAAAGCUAGGGAUCUUUAUGUUAGAAGUUUAACAAGUUGUGCUUCAAGGGUCAGCUGUGGACAAGGCUCGGCGGACUACACAGGGCAAUACUCAGGCUUGCCGAGGAGCUUUAGUACAAGCUCAACAACAUCUAACGACAAUGAAGAUCUUAGAGAGCUUGUUAGAGCUGCAUCUGUUAGGAGCUUGGGUCAUAGGAAUGAAGUGGAGAUGUUUUUGCAACAACAAUUGAGGUUACAGAUGGGAUCAAAAGGGUUGCCAAAGAGUUGCAGUAUAGGGAUGGGAAGAAUUGAUGAAGACAAGCCUUGUGAAUUUGAAGAAAAUGAUGCUGUUGUUGUUGAUAAGAAGCAAGAUUUUUUGUAUCCGAGAAGCAAAAGCUAUUCUGUCACAAGAAGAAGUGUUUCUUUUGAUUCCUAUUGAUUCUGUCUGUAAUUGCAUAUAAAGGGAAGCAAAAGAACCUCUCUUUUCUCUCUUUAUUGUUUCACUUCUUUUGUUGUUUUGAGAUCUUUUUUGGAAAGUUGUUUUCAAUUAUGAUAGUAUGGUUAAUGGAAUUGUUUAGGGUUCAUGUUUGAAUCAAAGUAGUUUCUAUCACUAGUCUAUACAGAGUUAAACGGGUUUCAUGCAUAAUAAUAUUUUUCCUUCUUUC
Molecule: messenger RNA, 879 nt
Organism: Durio zibethinus
Lineage: Eukaryota; Viridiplantae; Streptophyta; Magnoliopsida; Malvales; Malvaceae
Source: RefSeq, a predicted model, not a curated record